AUGUUGAGCUUGAAACUUUUUCGUCAUACCAAAUGUUUGAUGUUUACUGCUCAAAGGCAAAUGUCUUUCCGCGCAUUGCCUAAGUGUAUUAACCAAUUUAAUGUCGCCAGUAAUUUGAGCAAUAAAACAAUGACGAAGCCGUUGGUAAGUGCUCCAAUAAUUGCCCGUUUCACUGGUAGUGCUGCAGUAGUUAAGGACAAAACAAAUUAUGCUAGUACUUGGAAAACUGAACGUAUCGUUUCAAUAACACUUAUGGGAUUGUUUCCUGCUGCAGUUAUUUAUCCAUCACCAUACGUAGAUACUUUACUAGCUAUAAGUACUACUCUCCAUGUUUAUUGGGGUAUGGAAGCAUUAGUAGUUGACUAUUUACGUGUACCAGUUGUUGGAAAUCUGGCAAACAAGGCUGGACAUGUUGCUGUUGCUCUUCUUGCACUCAUCACUUUAGCUGGAUUUUUGCAAGUUACUUAUUUAGGUAAUGGACUUGGAAAUGCCCUUAUUUCGCUUUGGAAAUUAUAAUAUUUUUAGUAUUAUUUUAAUUGUAUUUUUUGUAGUAAAAAAUGUAAAUAUUGUAUUUAAUAAAAUUAUAACUUUUUCUGUUUUUUUCUUUUUGUUGUAUGAAAAUAGAUACAUUGUUUACUGCAUAAAAUAUAAAAAAGAUGUCAAAAAUUAAAA
Messenger RNA from Sipha flava (yellow sugarcane aphid), 672 nucleotides. RefSeq names its product succinate dehydrogenase [ubiquinone] cytochrome b small subunit, mitochondrial (gene SdhD). Gene Ontology annotation, biological process: tricarboxylic acid cycle; mitochondrial electron transport, succinate to ubiquinone. Gene Ontology annotation, cellular component: membrane; mitochondrial envelope. Gene Ontology annotation, molecular function: heme binding; ubiquinone binding. The record is from RefSeq and is a predicted model, not a curated record. The transcript is spliced from 4 exons. Lineage: Eukaryota; Metazoa; Arthropoda; Insecta; Hemiptera; Aphididae. Bases 1 to 516 code for a protein of 171 amino acids.